Molecule: messenger RNA, 3859 nt
Organism: Homalodisca vitripennis (glassy-winged sharpshooter)
Lineage: Eukaryota; Metazoa; Arthropoda; Insecta; Hemiptera; Cicadellidae
Product: zinc finger protein 454-like
Exons: 4
Coding region: 196-1995 (599 amino acids)
Source: RefSeq, a predicted model, not a curated record
AAUAUUAGAUGUCUCAAUGUCUGUUCUCACUAUGCAAUGUUUAUUGUUUUUAAGGUUGGAAACUUAUAAACAUAAUGGUUGAAUAUGAUGUUAUCAAAGGGUUUUGUCUGAAUUGUUUAAAAUUUAAUCGUUUAAAAUUAAACAAAUAUCCAGAUUAAAAAGUUCAAAAUUUAUUGUGUAGGGAAAUACUUAAAGAUGCCCAGAACUAAGAAGCAAUUUCGCAAAAGAUUGAAAUCAACAACAUCCAGUUCAGAAAUUAAAAUCUCUGUGUUAAAUGGUGAACCUUAUCAGCCAACAUUCAAUGGAUGGGCCACUGAAAGUAUUACAUUUGAUAAGCUGUUGAGAUUUAAAAAGCAGGUAAAACGUAUUGAAAUUGAAGUGGAGACAGCUGAAGAUGUUAUAAAUGAAGUUAAAUCAUGUUUUGAACUCUUUGAGAAGGCUGCAUUAGAAAUGAAGUUGAAGGACAUGAUUAAUAGUUUCCCAAGUUUCACAGAGGAUUUAAUUGAAGCAGCGAUUUUUAUCUCUGAAUUCAGUUAUGAUUCAGAUGAUGAGAUGUUAGAUACAAGCAUAGACGAUAUAGCAAACAGAAGCACUGGUAAAAAUGAUUUAGAAUUCAAUAAAAAUAACUUUGGUGAUUGUGAGAGUAUUCAUAGUAAUGGGUCGUGGAGUCAUGAACCAUGUGAGAUCUUAGAAGAAAGACAUGAUGGGUCAUUUGUUGAGGAAUUGGAAUCUAUUGCAUCUUCAGUUCAUGAUUUAAUAAAAACGAAUUAUGAUGAUGAAAAACUCAAUCAAUGGCCAGUGGUUGUUCUUUCAAGCUUGAAUGUUUUAAACACAAUCAAGAACAGUGAAGAUGAGACAAACAUAACACAAAAUAGCUGUUACGUGGAGGAAGAGUUAGAGAAAAGUUCUGUACAUACACAGUCUCCAGAUAACUUCAGUGAAAAUAAUAUGAAAUCAGAGGAGGAAGAAAAUUUAACUCUUGUUUGUGAAAAAAGCGAUGAGGAACAGCACUGUAAAAAUGAGGUUGAAUGCAGGUCAAGAAUCAAUAAUGAUAUAAUGCAUAAUACACCAAUUGUUAGAAGGAAGAGAACAAAAUUAAAACCAAACUUAAAAGAUGACAUAAAAAAUCACUCUAAAAAUGUUAAAAACAGAUCAUUGAAAGAAAGAAAAAUAAACUCAAGAAAAACGCUUGAUUGUGUAAAACAAAGUGUUACUAUAGUGAAAAAAUUAAACAGUGAAAUAAGAGUGUUAGAGAACUCAGAGACCAAGAAGCAUGAAGAAACUAUUGAUACAUUUCUGGAUGCAGUAAGCGAAGUAACAAAUGUUUCCCAGAUCCUCUCAUUAGUAAAAAGGAAAUUUACCUGUAUGUAUUGCAAAUUGUCAUUUAUACAAAAAGGAACUUUAGCCAAACACUUAAAAAUUUGUUCAAUGAGAGAUGAUAGGUUGAAUUGUAGGAAAAAGAAAAAAAAAACAGAAGGAGACGAAUCAUGUAUAUGUAAGUUAUGUGGUGCCUGGUUGAAAUUUAAAAAGAGUAUACCAAGACAUAAUGAAAUGGUUCAUAAUCUAGUGAGGUCUCACAUAUGUGUGGUUUGUAAUUGGGGUUUCUACAACGAACGAUCUCUACAGCAUCAUGUCAUGUCGAGACACGGUCUGAGUUUAACUGAGCAUAUGAAGUGUCCCUACUGUGAUUGUGCAUUCAGACGAAGAGAUGAUUUAAGGACACACUGUCGGAAACACAAGGCACCAUAUUUUCUGUGUUCUAUAUGUUUUAAGACCUUUUCAGAUGAGUCUUUGUGGAAAGCUCAUGAGCAGGAUCAUGGGUUUAUGUGUGAUGUUUGUGAUUUCUUCACUCGGGACAAAGAGGAAAUUGCCACGCAUAAGUUGACUCACUUACAGUUAAUAACCUACAAGUGUGAUGUGUGUUCAAAGUUGUUCAACAAAAAACGGUUUGUUACUAGACAUAUGAAGCAAGUCCAUAUGAAACGACAAUGUUAACUGUAAAUCAAGAUUGUUGUUACUUGUAAAAAUUAUUGGUUGUUACAUUAACCCUUCAAUGUGAGUAAUUUCACAAGCCCACCUAGUCUGUUGCAGGAACUUUCCACCUUGCGGUCACUGCAACAGCCAUUCAACUAUUUGGCUAUCUAAAGGGUUUUUCAUAUUGGGGGGUAGAUCAGCCAUCAGCCUGUGGCAGCCAUGUUUUGGUGUCAGCUGUUUUAUUAGUGUAUUGUGCCAUUUCAUGACAAUUCAUUUCAUCAUGACAAGUUACACGAUUGAGCAGCACGUCAGAUGAUUAAACUGUAUUAUCAAAAUGAGUGUUCACUAGUUAAAACGUUACGUGCAUUGCGACCAUUUUACAGCAGACGCAUUUCAAUGUCAACUCUUCAACGUUUGGUAACUAAAUUCGAAAAGACACAGACGUCAAAGGAACAGCAGAUCUGUCGAGAACGUCACCGCUGUCCAUGAAAGUAUACAGAGGAACCCAAGGCAUUCAAUUCCUCGCCGUGCACAAGAACUCAGCCUUUCGCAAACUUCAGCUUGGAGAAUUUUGCAUAUGGAUUUAGGCCUGAAUCGGUACAAAAUCAGCUACGAAGCACAUUUCUGGAUGAAUGGCUAUGUUAACAAGCAUAAUUGCCGUAUUUGGGACAGCGCCAACCCAUAUGAGUUUCACCAGGUAGCGCGAUGCAUGCACAAAAAGUUAUUUUUUGGUGCGGAUUUUGGGCUGGCGGUGUAAUUAGUCCUUAUUAAAAAAAAAAACGGUGAUGCCAUCACUGUCAACAGCGAACACUGCAGAACAAUGAUAACGGGUUUCUUUUGGCCCAAAUUGAACGAUAUGGACGUAAACAACAUAUAGUUUCAGCAGGACAGCGCUAGGUGCCACACAACGAACGACACCAUGAAUGAUUUGAGAGUAUGGUUAUCUCUCGCAGAGGUGACGUGAAUUGGCCACCAAUAUCAUGCGAUUUUACACCUCUAAAAUUUUUAGUGGGAUAUCUGAAGUCGUUGGUCUAUGCCAAUAGGCCUCAAUCAACCGAUGAACUUAAAAUCAACAUAACCCAGGUCAUUGCUCAAAUUCAACCGGAUUUAUGCGGCAGAGUAAUUGAAAAUUGGACCACUAGAAUCCGUACCAUUGUGAGAAACCGCGGUGGACAUUUGAACGAUGUCAUAUUCCAUACAAAAUGGCAUUCAUGGGCCUUUCAUAUGAAAAAUCAAUUUUGUUAAUAUAUCAUAGAAAGCUUGUUUUAUUUCAUCAAAACAUGUACCUGCCCAAAAUGAAAAACCCUUUACUAGUUUAUUUUUUUAAAUAUAGCACAAAAAUAGGUAAAUGUUAAAAGUAAUAAGAUUUAUCCUUAAUUUGAUCACAUCAUUCAAAAUAACAAAUCUUUGAUAACAAGCACUACAGCACAUCGAACUGUGUCUAAUGUGGCUCACUAUUACGCACUUAUUUUACAGUAAAGUUUUUAGCUGUAAAACUGACUACAGUGUGUACGAGUUGGUAAUAAAUAGCUAACACCACAAUGGAAUGAUCAGCUUAUGAAGUUAUUUGUUUAGAUUAGUAAAAUAACUUAAUAACAAAACUUGUUGAAUACCCUCAUGCGUAACUGUGAGUUCAUACAUCAUAAAUUCUGUGGAGGGUGGGUUGAAUGCUACUGUAUUGUGAACUUUAUUUCAAGAGUUUUAAGUAAUGUAUAUAAAUAUGUAUCAAAAUAAAUAAAUAUAUAUGUUUUAUACAUAUCUUGAAAAGUAGUUUAAAUAAUUUGUACAUAACGAAAUAAAAAAAAAAUUAUUUAAAUGUAUUUUUGUUACAUUUGUCAUUACAAUUCUGUUUAUGGUUCAGUAAAUUAUUUAUCUUAAAAGUUAA